AUGUCGGAUUCCGUUAAUUUCCAACACUGGAUCCUAUGGAAUUCCUACACCAAGGAUCCGACUGUAGGUCCUGAUCCCGGAAUGACUCUCCUGGGUUUGAGUACAAAUAAUCCUGAUGGUGUUGAGCCUUUGCCAGACGCUAUUGCUGCCAAUGAAAAGUUUACUCAAUCCUUAUUUAUACCAGUAUCUGGCACAUCAAGGAUUCGAUUCAGAGUGAUUAACGGUGCAUCUUUGUCUAUGUACAAGUUUUUCAUUGACAGUUUGCCAUUACACAUAAUUGAACUUGAUCAAACAAAUACUGUCCCGUACAACGUCAGCUCAUUUGUUAUCAAUGUAGCACAACGUGUUUCUUUUUAUAUUGAUCUAAGCGAAUUAGAUCCAAUUUAUAGUUAA
Molecule: messenger RNA, 393 nt
Organism: Rotaria socialis
Lineage: Eukaryota; Metazoa; Rotifera; Eurotatoria; Philodinida; Philodinidae
Source: the annotation of a GenBank genome assembly